AUGUCACAUCCAUGGGCAACGAUUCCUCCGGCGACGACGAGUGCGGACGUUGAUAAUGUCUAUGCGAGCCCGCCUGCAUACGAUGAAAACUACCCACUCGAAGAACCUUCGGGCGUUGGUAGAAGAGUCUCCAUCGUAUCGGAUGCUGUAAGUGUGGAGAAGGUCGAGGUCAUUCCAAAGGAUGUCUCCCCGAAGCUACAAUAUACGACCCACCGUGGUCUAAAGGCCCGGCAAAUGUCAAUGAUUGCACUCGGAGGCAUUUUUGGCACCGGUCUCAUCAUCGGGGGCGGAACUGCGCUAAAUCAAGGUGGUCCCCUUGGAAUUUUGAUUGGGUAUGGCUUUGUAGGCGCAAUAUGCUAUUUCACUAUGGAGAGCCUGUGCGAGAUGGCGACAUUCCUUCCGAAUAAAAGAAACUUCAUCGGUUUUGUGACUCGUUUUGUUCACCCAAGUGUUGGAUUCGCUGUGGGCUGGAUAUAUCUAUUCAAACUUAUGCUUGUCAUCCCAUCCCACAUCAAUUCUGCAGGAAUCAUUAUAUCUUAUUGGACGACGGACGCUCCUAUUGCGAUGUGGAAUAUAUUAUUUACUCUAUUAAUAUUUAUCACCAAUAUUUUGUACACCUGUCCGGGCCUUCGGAGAGGGAGAGUUCUGGGUGUCAAGGUGGACUUUCAACUCAUGUCUUUUGGCUAUUCCAACUCGAGGCACAGUGUCAAGAUCCUAACUCUGAUUGGUCUCGUCUUAUUCGGCAUCCUAGUUGCCGCAGGUGUCAACCCACACCAUGACAAAAUUGGCUUCAGAUACUGGGUGCCCCCAUACGGUCCAUUGGGUCAUUACUUUAGCCCAAGAGUGUCGGACAGCAAAGUCGUUGGGCAGCUCCUCGGUGUUUGGGCGGUGAUGGUCACGGCGCUUUACGCAUUCGGUGGGAUGGUCAUCAUAUCCGUCACCGCUGGAGAAGCUACUAGUCGCAAAGAGAUCCCACCUGCGUUUAAGCGCACUUACUGGCGUGUGUUCAUUCUUUACAUACUGGGCGUCUUUGUGAUCGGUCUCAUCGUACCGAGCAACCAUCCCAACCUUUUCGCUUCGAGUACUACGCGUGCAAAUGCUGGCGCAUCUCCGUUUGUAUUAGCGGCAAGUCUGGUCGGCGUAGGAGUCUUGAGACAUGUGAUAAAUGCAGCUCUUCUCAUCUUCGUCGUCUCGGCAGCGGCCACUGAUCUUUUCAUUGGUUCACGCGUCCUUUUUGGCUUAGCCUUGGAGAAGAAAGCGCCAGCAAUAUUUCUCAAGGUGAACCGGUGGGGAAUUCCAUGGACUGCGCUUCUCUUUUGCUCUGCGUCCUGUUUCAUCUCCUUUAUCAACGUUGCCAAAGGAUCUGUCAAAGCUUUCAGCUACUUUACCAACCUCGCGUCGACCUGCAGCGGAUUAACUUGGAUUUGCAUCUUAAUCGCGCACAUAAGAUUCAUGAAGGCUUUGCAGCUCCAAGGCUGGUCACGGGAGGCGCUACCGUACCAGGCUUUGAAACAGCCAAGCAGGGCCAAAUGGGCGCUAUUUGCGACCACUGUUAUCAUGAUAUUCAAGGGAUACGACGCCUUUUUGCCCUUUAAAGCCGACGCAUUCGUGACAGCCUAUGUCAUGAUCCUGGUAUUCUUCGCGUUUAUGAUAUUCUGGUACUUCAAAAGCGAGGAGAGGGCCGUCAGGCUAAAGUACAUUGACCUACUGGAGGGCCAAGCGGAGAUUGACGAGCACGAGAGCUGGUAUCUCGCACGACAGGCGGAGAAGGGCCCCCCCAGCUUUACUAAACGAUUAUGGGAUGCACUGUAG
Messenger RNA from Serendipita indica DSM 11827, 1812 nucleotides. The record is from the annotation of a GenBank genome assembly. Lineage: Eukaryota; Fungi; Basidiomycota; Agaricomycetes; Sebacinales; Serendipitaceae.